AUUGUUGUGGCAAGCUCUGGAAGAUUCCUCCGCCCGCCGUAUAAAACCGGAGGGGACGCGCCCGCCGCGGCAUUAGAACCCGAGGCGGCGAGGGUGAGCCAUGGGCAAGGAUUAUUACCGCACCCUGGGCCUGUCCCGCGGGGCCAGCGACGACGACAUUAAGAAGGCCUAUCGGAAGCAGGCGCUACGCUACCACCCGGACAAGAACAAGGACCCCGGCGCCGAGGAGCGGUUCAAGGAGAUCGCCGAGGCCUACGACGUGCUCAGCGACCCCAAGAAGCGUGAAAUCUUCGACAAGUUUGGCGAGGAAGGACUUAAGGGAGGUGGUCCCAGCUGCAGUGGAGGCGGUCCCAAUGGCACUUCAUUCACCUACACCUUUCAUGGAGAUCCUCAUGCCAUGUUUGCAGAAUUCUUUGGCGGGCGGAAUCCUUUUGAUACGUUCUUUGUCCAGAGGAAUGGUGAUGAAGAUAUGGACAUUGAUGACCCCUUCACAAGUUUUCAAAACUUUGGCAACAUUGGCUUUUCCCGUGCUCGUGGGGGCCAUGAAAAUGUUCGCAAGAAACCAGAUCCACCAAUCACUCACGAGCUGAGAGUAUCCUUGGAGGAAAUUUACAGUGGAUGCACCAAGAAAAUGAAGAUUUCUCACAAACGGCUAAAUCCAGAUGGAAAAACGACACGCACUGAAGAUAAGAUUUUAACAAUUGAUGUCAAACGUGGCUGGAAAGAAGGAACUAAGAUUACAUUCCCCAAAGAAGGAGACCAAACAGCAAACAACAUUCCAGCUGAUAUUGUCUUUGUUUUAAAGGACAAGCCACACAGCAUUUUUAAAAGAGAUGGGUCUGAUAUUGUAUACCCAGCCAAGAUCAGCCUCCGUGAGGCUCUGUGUGGCUGUACUGUGAACGCGCCAACAUUAGAUGGUAGGACCAUACCAAUGUUGUUCAAGGAUGUCAUUAAGCCUGGAAUGAAGCGAAGAAUUCCUGGAGAAGGCCUUCCCUAUCCAAAGAGUCCAAACCAGCGAGGAGACCUUAUUAUUGAGUUUGAUGUAAAAUUUCCAGACAGAAUUCCACAGUCUUCCAAAAAUGUCUUAGAACAGAUCUUGCCCAUAUAAAAAGCCUGGCAGAGCUGAACUGUCAUGUCUCCAAAGCAGAUGAUUUUGGACUGGAACCAGGAUUUCAGGGUCUGAUUGACAGUGGGUAUGGCAGUAACUUCAUGUUGUCAAAAGUUUUUCACAGAAUCUAGAUAAUGCAAGAUCAACGUUGCGCUGCUCGAUGGCUUUAGACCCAUGUUGUCAUUGCUCAGAGCCUUUUUAAGAGUGAGCAGUUACUACUAGAAGGAAUCAGCAGAACAUCUCAUAAUUAAAUAUGAGGACAACAGACUGUUAAGAUUCCUGUCUUCACUUAUUUGGCUGGCCCUGUUUCAGGCCCUAUCCAUGUACAUUCUCUGUUGGAAAGAAUUACACUAAACUCUAAACUGGACUUGAAAAGUAAACUUACUCCAAUCUCUCA
Anolis carolinensis (green anole) is the source of this 1505-nucleotide messenger RNA. It is a transcript of the gene dnajb1, whose product is annotated as DnaJ heat shock protein family (Hsp40) member B1. Bases 101 to 1108 code for a protein of 335 amino acids. Gene Ontology annotation, molecular function: Hsp70 protein binding; transcription corepressor activity. The transcript has 3 exons. The record is from RefSeq and is a predicted model, not a curated record. Gene Ontology annotation, biological process: negative regulation of transcription by RNA polymerase II. Gene Ontology annotation, cellular component: cytosol. NCBI's taxonomy places the organism in Eukaryota, Metazoa, Chordata, Lepidosauria, Squamata, Anolidae.